AUGGUCCAUACGUGUUCAAACUUCAAACUUUUGGACCUAAACGCAGAGUCACAGAGACAGAGAGACAGAGAGAGAGAGAGAGAGAGAGAGAAAGAGAGAUGGCAACGACAAGAAUAUCGGGAGGAGGGGGUGGCGCUGCCGCUGCCGCUGAGGCUCCAAAGAUAGUGUGGAACGAGGCACAACACAGGUUCGAGACAGAGGACAAGAAGGCAUACAUAGAAUACGUGCUCAGGAACGAUGGAAAAGUGAUGGACUUGGUCCACACCUUCGUACCAUCUUCCAAAAGAGGCCUAGGUUUGGCUUCCCACCUCUGCGUUGCGGCCUUCAACCACGCCAAAUCCCACUCUAUCUCUGUCAUACCAACCUGUUCUUACGUCUCGGACACUUUUCUUCUGCGAAACCCCACCUGGAAUUCUCUGUUAUACUCAGAAGAUGCCAAAUCUAAUAUUGGAACGAGUUCUGCUCUUUGAGGAGUGCUUGAGGAAAGUGUUUGUUAAGUUGUAAACUACCUAAUUAAGCAGAUGUUCUUUUGCUUACUUUGUUCUCAUCGUAAAGGGAUUUGUGUCAUUUGUAGCCAGAACUGUUUCUGUGUUGCAUUUAAGUAAUAAGAAUAUUUCAUUUCCAGGUAUUUCUUAUC
Messenger RNA from Corylus avellana, 637 nucleotides. Its product is annotated as Acyl-CoA N-acyltransferases (NAT) superfamily protein. The record is from RefSeq and is a predicted model, not a curated record. NCBI's taxonomy places the organism in Eukaryota, Viridiplantae, Streptophyta, Magnoliopsida, Fagales, Betulaceae.